UCGCGCUACGCCGUGGUCGUAAUCCGCCGGUUUCGCGUUUACGGCGUUUUAAAAAAAAAAAUUUUGGUUUUGAGUUUCCGUCGUCGUUUUCGUCGUCUCCAUCCGUUUCGCGUGUUUUUUUUUGUGACCUAGAUAUCCGACACCGCCUACGAGUUCUGGACGAGUUUUUAUCCGAUAAACGAUUCGGGAACUCGAUAUGAUAGGUACGGAUUUUAAUUUUUUAAAAUAACCUUCGAAAAACCGCCUUUGUCCGAUUUGAUGUUGUCGUGUAGUGGCGUCAAAAUUUUAACGUGACACGCUAGACUAAAAAUUAUUAAUAAUAUUAUUAGCAAUACGUUAUACCGCUUGACUUUUUUCGUGAAAUUACGUGUCUGCUCUAACUUUUACGUUUGUUUGUUUUUUUAUUUGUUUGUCUGUUUUUGAUGUUCUAUCAAGGUACAUGCAAGAGUUGUUAACUUCGUGGAAGAUCAUGCUGGAUAUUUAGUUUAAACAUGUCAACUACCCAUUCACCAAAUUGUUAAUAUCAGACGUAAGAGACAUCGAUGCUGCAUCUCGGCGGCGCAUGGCUGGCGCUUGGACGACGGCCACGGACGCGAUGAACUCGUCGGAAAAUAGUCAAAACGGGACUGCCGGAAAUCGGUCGUCGUCGUCUUUCCCCGAGUGGAACGGCGGCGGCGGUAACUGGUCCAUAGUGUUCUGUCCCGUGUUCGAGGGCGACGGGACGGACGAUGACGACUACAACCUGCUGUUCGAGUUCGUCACGUACGGCGUGCUGCUGAACGUGAUCGGCUUGUUCGGCAUACUGGGCAACGUGAUAUCCAUGGUGAUCCUGUCCCGGCCGCAGAUGAAGUCGUCCAUCAACUACCUGCUGAUCGGCCUGGCCCGGUGUGACACGGUGCUGAUCGUCACGUCCAUUCUGCUGUUCGGGCUGCCCGUCGUCUACCCGGCCACCGGACACCUGUUCAACUACUACUUCAAGGUGUACCCGCUGAUCGCGCCCGUCGUCUACCCCAUAGCGAUGGUCUCGCAGACCGUGUCCGUGUAUCUGACGCUCACCGUCACCCUAGAGCGGUUCGUGGCCGUCUGCCACCCGCUCCGCGCCCGGUCACUGUGCACGUACGGCCGGGCCCGGGCCUACGUGGUGGCCACCAUCGCGUUCGCCGUCCUCUACAACGUCACCCGGUUCCUGGAGGUGCGCGUCCAGAAGUGCAUGCACACCGGUUACAACCAGUACGUAUACCAGGUAUACCCCAGCGAGCUGCGCAACGACCGAGACUACAUAUCCGUCUACAUACAUUGGAUGUACCUGCUCAUCAUGUACUUCAUACCGUUCGGGUCGCUGGCCGUGCUCAACGCCGCAAUAUACCGCCAGGUGAGGAGGGCCAACCGAGAGCGGCAGCGGCUAUCGCGGCUGCAGAAGAAGGAGAUCGGGCUGGCCACCAUGCUGCUGUGCGUGGUGGUCGUGUUCCUGCUGUGCAACGUGUGGGCACUCAUAUCGAACGUGGUGGAAGCGUUCUACGGCAUCACCGUCGACCAGCUGGUCAAGGUCAGCAACCUGCUGGUGACGAUCAACUCGUCCGUCAACUUCGUCAUCUACGUGAUAUUCGGCGAGAAGUUCAAGCGGCUGUUCUUCAAGCUGUUCUUCCCUCGGGGUGUGUGGAUGUGUGGCUGGCACUUUGCCACUGACGGCCGCGGAGGCCCGGGCGGUGGCGGCGGCGGAGGUGGCCAUGCGGCCAUGGAUGACAGCGAAGCCACGUGCAACGGGGCGACGGCGUUCGAGUGCAGGCAAUUGGCCACCGCGGCCGGCGGUUCCUCGUUGUCCGCGGACCACUUCAAGCGGUCUCACCGCGGCCGUCACCAUCACCAACAUCACCAUCACCAUCAUCACCACAAAAACCGGGACGGCGACCGUCUGGACCACCAGCACGGGGCGGCGGCUAACGGCGGCGGUGGAUGUGGUACUGGUGGUAACGGUGCAUCCGACGACCGGGAACUCUGCUCGAAAACUCCAACCAACAGCGGUCUGAUUUGGGAACACUCAACCACUACCACCACGACCACUGUAAACGUACAUCAGAUCUGAGCAUUGUCGGACUCGAAUUGUGUUUUCACUUCAUCAUAGAUGCUUCACAAAACGAGUGUGUGUUUUUUAUUUUUAUUUUAACAAAUAUAUCAUGUUACCAACUAGAUUAGGUCGAGUGAUGAGUAGGAAGAUGAACAGGAUGAUGAUGAGAAAGAGGAGGAAAGUCGGUUGAUUUGGUUGAAAUUGUAGGAAUGAAAUAUGUCAUAUUAGACGUUGAUGGGCAGACAUUAUUACUGUCCGAUAUCUUAAAAAAUUUUGUUUUUUUAAAACGUUCGAAAUUCUAUUAGGAAAAAAAAAUUGGUCGACUAUAAUAAAUAUUGUAUAAUCGGUGAUCGGUUGUGCCAUCGUCUUGAUAGUCGAUAACAUGAAAUAUUUGCAACGGGUGAUUCGAUGUAAUAUUUCAUGUGGAUAGGCAUUUUUUUUUUCACCCAACUUCGUGGUUCACUGAACGUCAUCUAUUUGAUCGUACCGCAUUAAGAUCAUUAUACGACAGCACCCCAGGGACGAUCGCUCGCCAUUGCGGUUACAUGAGAGAUAGCGCGUGGUACCUAUACAUACAUGGUACCUUCUACCGAGGCUGGGCAAAUUAUCUUAUUUUUUUUAACUUAUAAAAAUUGCAAGUUAAAUAAAAAUUUAGUAACUUAGCGAUAAAAUUAUUUUAUUUAAACCAAGUAUUUGCAAUCCACUCCAAAGCACAUAAUUUGAUGAAAUAAUACACACAAUAUCAAAUAUAAAAUAAGUAUAAUAAAAGGUAUGUAGGUAUAACAUAAGAAUAGUUAACAGAAAGGGACGAUACACUCUACUAACUACGAACAUUAUUUAUUUAUUAAUUAUACGAGUAUUAACUAGGCUGGUUUAUUUUUAGGGUUCCGUACGUUUCCCUACGGAAGCCUUUUACUUUUGCUCGGCUGUCCGUCCGUCCGUCUGUUUGUCACCAGUCUGUAUUUCAUUAACCACGAAAGUUAGAAAAUUGAAAUUUUCACAGAUUAUGUAUUUUCGUAGAUGCUAUAACAACAAAUACUAAAAAAAGGGAGAGGAGCAACCCCGGUAGGUGCUAC
Molecule: messenger RNA, 3141 nt
Organism: Acyrthosiphon pisum (pea aphid)
Lineage: Eukaryota; Metazoa; Arthropoda; Insecta; Hemiptera; Aphididae
Gene: FMRFaR
Product: FMRFamide Receptor
Exons: 4
Coding region: 563-2083 (506 amino acids)
Biological process (GO): G protein-coupled receptor signaling pathway
Cellular component (GO): membrane
Molecular function (GO): G protein-coupled receptor activity
Source: RefSeq, a predicted model, not a curated record